AUGAGUAGUAAAGGCGGAGGGCCUCCCAAGAAGCGUGAGUCUCGCUCGGGGACCCGAAAAGUCUCUACUUUGUCCGCUGAGCAGCUGGAACGGAAGCGUGCAAAUGAUCGAGAAGCCCAGCGGUCAAUCCGACAACGAACAAAGGAGCACAUCGAACAGCUUGAGACCCAAGUCACCAUCCUGCAGGCCCAGGUUGCCGAAAUGCGCCCUCAAAAUGAACGAUUCAAUGAGCUUCUGCAGCGAAAUGCUGUCUUGGAGGAAGAGGUCGGCCGUUUGAAGCACCUGCUGGCCUACGGAGGGCGGCCGUCGAUUGCUGGGAGCGACGAGCAGGUUGCUGCUUCCUAUAGGAGUGGAUGGACCUUUGACGAGGAUCCUGGAAAUGCAGCGUCAAGCAUACCGACCACCGGCACGAUCCUUCCCUCGUCUUAUCUCGCUGGCACGUCUCAUCCUCCAUCAUCACGACUCUCUCGAACACCAUCGGCCGUUUCAGUGUCGAGCCGAUCGUCCCAUCCACACGAUUGGCAACAAUAUGCAACUGCGCGGUCGCCAUCUCUUGGCGACACCUCAGAGUCGGAGUUCUCGGCUCGUAUGGAGUCGUAUAUGAUAGACGGCAACCUGCAACCGGGAUCGCGCCUGGCGCCUCCCCCUUCGAUCGUCGUCGCAGCGCCACAGAUCAGCUUUUCUGGCACCGCGAGUCCAAGCCAACAGCCGCCCGAGUCGCGCAUUUCCCAGAUCUUCCCGGCAAGCCAGAACCAGAGACCGUGUCACGACACUCUUCAAUCCUCUACAUUGCCAUCGAUCGAUCAUACCGCUCCUGCCUUCGUCCCUUCUCAGCGAACAGUCUCGGUGUCCAAGCCCAACGUCAGUGCCGCAACCCAACCAUCGCUCGCUCAAUCGUACCCCACUUCAGCAUCAUCUUACCAAAAUCCCCUAGCAGGGCAAAGGGAGCAGUCGUAUCCCUUUCCUUGGGAGCCACAGUCAUGA
This is a messenger RNA of Penicillium argentinense, 984 nucleotides long. Its product is annotated as bZIP transcription factor. Bases 1 to 984 code for a protein of 327 amino acids. Gene Ontology annotation, molecular function: DNA-binding transcription factor activity. The record is from RefSeq and is a predicted model, not a curated record. The transcript has a single exon. NCBI's taxonomy places the organism in Eukaryota, Fungi, Ascomycota, Eurotiomycetes, Eurotiales, Aspergillaceae. Gene Ontology annotation, biological process: regulation of DNA-templated transcription.